Pygoscelis adeliae (Adelie penguin) is the source of this 2484-nucleotide messenger RNA. It is a transcript of the gene TNFRSF1B, whose product is annotated as tumor necrosis factor receptor superfamily, member 1B. The transcript has 11 exons. Lineage: Eukaryota; Metazoa; Chordata; Aves; Sphenisciformes; Spheniscidae. Gene Ontology annotation, molecular function: tumor necrosis factor receptor activity; tumor necrosis factor binding. The record is from RefSeq and is a predicted model, not a curated record. Gene Ontology annotation, biological process: positive regulation of membrane protein ectodomain proteolysis; inflammatory response; extrinsic apoptotic signaling pathway. Gene Ontology annotation, cellular component: membrane. Bases 1 to 1338 code for a protein of 445 amino acids.
AUGCUUCUCCCCACAAACCCACAGGAAUAUUCAUUGCCUUAUACACCACAGUAUGCACAAUGCAAAGAUCCCAGCACUCAAUUCUAUGAAGAAGAACUUAAUAAAUGUUGCAGCCAGUGCCCUCCAGGUCAAUAUAAGACUGAGAGCUGCAGUCACAGGGUGGACACAAAGUGCAGUCCCUGUAGAGCUAACACGUAUACAGCAAUCUGGAAUCGGUCUCCUCAGUGCUUUGCCUGCUCACCACCCUGCAGGAAAGGAUUUGUGCAGAAUCAAACAUGCACUAAGUCACAGGACAGAAUCUGUAGCUGCCCACCCAAUGAGUACUGCAUUUCGAAAAUAUACGAGUACUGCAAAAUAUGUAAAGUGCAUAAAAAAUGUGGAAAAGGUUACCGUGUUUCCAGAAAAGGGACAGAUAGCGCAGAUACAGAAUGUAAACCUUGUCCUCCUGGCACUUUUUCACAUGAGGAAUCUUAUGAUACCAGCUGUAUACCACAUACAGUUUGUAAAUCAGUGGCUAUUCCUGGUAACAGCAUAAACGACACUGUUUGCAGUGACUCAGGAACAGCAGCUGCCACAGUUCUACCUCAUACGAUUUUGAACCUGCUCCUGACCCAAAGCUCGGCUUCCAACAAACCUGAAAUAAUAACUCGACCUGUCAUUUUAAACUCUGUGCCUGACAUGUCUUACAUCAUUGCAUCAGUAGCAGGACCAUUGUUAUUUGUCCUGAUAAUCGCUAUUUUGGGGUAUUGCUUAGUCUCCAAAAAAAAAGCCCUUGUAUAUUCUCCACCGACUACAGAAGCAGAUUCGCCCUUUAAACCUACAGAAAAACAGUGUGACAAAAAAGUAAGAAAUACAGGAUCGCAAAACUCCAGCAGUUCUGAACAGGAGGAACAGCGUCUCUUGGAAACUUCCGGGUCCAGCAGUAGCUCCCUGAGUAAUCCAACUGGGUCUGCAAGAGUCAAUGUAGUAACAAAGCAACGUUCAGCUGCAGAAGGUUGUAAGCUUCACAGCGGAGAAAGACACAACUCUGCGAGUUCAGAACAUUCCGGUAAUGGAGGAACGCAGGUCAAUGUGACUUGUAUUGUUAAAGUCUGUAGUCCAGACUGCAGUUCCCAGUUCCCAGAACAGACUAGUUCAACUAGCAUGGAUUAUGGAAACGCUCCCUAUUAUUCCCCAACAGGGGAAGAAAUUCCCCUUUCCAAAGAAGAAAACCCCUUGAAAAAAGAAACUGAAAUUCAGAUCUCAGUGGAAAACGAGGACAAUUUACUUCAAGACUUACUUCCAGAAGAAAAGAAGUUUCCUCUGGGUAUUCAAGAUGCGGGGAUGAAAACCAGUUAAAGGAAAUUACAGAUUGUAUACUGAUUGACUGAUAACAUUAAUCAAACAACCCCUUAUCUUCUAAAAUAAACAUUAUGUUAAAUGUAGCAUUCCUAGAGAGACUUGAAAUUUCAGACAAAUACAGACACUGAUGCUUUUGAGGUUUUUCAUCUCUUUUGUCAGCUUUGAGAGUUGAAAGAUGAUCUUUGCAGUUCAAAAAAAUUUGAAUGCUUUUUCUUUUAAACUGAACGGCCAACUCCUCCCUUUCUUCUGUGAUACCUUAGAGAGACCUUUACCAGAUUUGAAAAGGAACAUUUUUCUAACUUUAUGCCAUUGAUUUUUCUGCUGAGACUUCUUGUGAUGACAGUGUGGGUUCAGGUAUGCCACCUGUCAAGAACAUGGCUGUGACCAGCACUUCUAAGAGACUGGAGUUAAAUUAUCAUUCACUCAAUGCUAAUGAAUUAUCCAUUUGAUUUUAAUUUUAAAGCUAUUGCAUUCAAUUUCCUAUCCCAUAUCCUCAUGGACAUACUUUCCCUCAUCCUCCUGGAUAUUUCUUUUAUUAUUAUAGUUUGCUUUCGCUCAUUAUUGGACCAAACUUCUCAAAUCAACCUUAAGUAGAUCAAGGAGUGAAAUCUUUUACAGGAGCCUUUUUACUAGAUUACAACCGUUAUGUCUAAACAGUAGCAUUUCAUUAGCUGUACAUAGUUCAUUUCAUUUUAGAAAAGAAAAUCUAGAUUAAAUAGUUGUUAUCUUGGAGUAGGAAGUAAGUUCCUUUUAUUGACAGUUCUAAAGUUUGUCAUCUUUGUGUCCUGGCUGAUUUAAAUACGGUUCCCUGUUUGAUUCUGACCUAAUUUUUGAGGUUGACCAUAAACCCAAAAUAUUUUUCCCUACGUUCCAGUGAAUAUUAGAGAAGAUCCAUGCGAAUAUGUAUGCCAGAUAGCUCACAUGCAUUGACCUCAGGAAAAGGGCUAUCUUUUGAUGAUUGCAUAGCAUAAUCUGUAAAAAGUGGAAUUGACUCAAACCUCAGAACCAGAAAAUCCUGUUCUUCACUUCUUGCUUGACGCUGAAGAUCCAACCACCUCUUACAGAAAAUUAGUAGAGGUUCUCCUUGAAUCAAGUGGGAGUCUUUUUGGUUUUGGAAGUCGAUUUUUAGGAUCCCAUUUCCCA